Molecule: messenger RNA, 2723 nt
Organism: Cuscuta epithymum
Lineage: Eukaryota; Viridiplantae; Streptophyta; Magnoliopsida; Solanales; Convolvulaceae
Source: the annotation of a GenBank genome assembly
UGUCGUAAGCCGCUUUGAUAAAAAAAAAAGUUUCAUCUAAUUUCAUGUAAUUGCGUACGCGUUGCAGGAAAGAAGAGCAUAUAUCCUCUCUUCUGUAAACUUUUCAGUUUUCAUCAUCAACUUCACCAUUGCAAGGACAGGUCUAGCUCUAGACCGUUAGCUCACCGUCAAAGGUCAAUUCUCUCUAACUAAUUUUCGAGCUCCGCCAUCACUCUCACCAUAUCUGGGCCAUCUGGCUAUGGCCAGUGUGAUCUCGAUCGUUUAUUCUACGUCGUCUAUGCUUUCCGGGAAGGUGAUCAUCCAGUAAAAGAAGAACAUUUAGAUUGCAAAAGGAUCAUUAAGCGGUGUUCCAAAUACAACUAAGAUGGAGACAGGUGGAAUUAAUGUUUCAGUAUUUGCAGUUCUUGCUGCAAUUAUUAUACCGGUCUUGCUUUCCAUGGCACUUUUAGAGAAGAAGAAGCCAAAGAAAAGAGGAGUUCCGGUUGAAGUUGGUGGUGAGGAAGGUUUGGCAAUACGUAAUGCUAAAUAUACAAGAUUGGUAGAUGUCCCUUGGGAAGGGGCCACUACUGUGGCUGCUCUAUUCGAGCAGUCCAGCAAAAAGCAUUCACGCGAACUUUUCCUUGGAAAUAGAAAAGUGCUUGGUAGGGACUUUGUAACAGCAAGUGAUGGAAGAAAGUUUGAGAAGCUCCACUUGGCAGAGUACCAGUGGGAAAGUUAUGGUCAAAUAUUUGAUCGUGCUUCCAACUUUGCAUCUGGUCUUGUUAAAUUGGGUCAUGAUGUGGAUACACGUAUUGCUAUUUUCUCUGAAACUCGUUCUGAGUGGUUCAUUGCCUUUCAGGGAUGCUUCAGGCAAAAUAUCACUGUCGUUACCAUUUAUGCUUCUCUAGGAGAUGAUGCUCUUGUUCAUUCUUUAAAUGAGACUCAAGCCUCAACACUGAUUUGUGAUCCCAAGCAACUGAAAAAGUUAGCUUCAAUUAGUUCUGACUUAAAAACCAUCAAGAAUGUCAUUUAUUUUGAAGGAGUCGAAACUGCAAGUGAUCCCAACGUUUCUAAGCCUACUGGCAACUGGAAAGUGUCUUCUUUCUCUGAAGUUGAAAAACUUGGUAAGAAUUAUCCUGCCAGUCCUAGAUUGCCUAUCAAGACUGAUAUUGCUGUCAUCAUGUACACAAGUGGAAGUACUGGAUUACCAAAGGGUGUUAUGAUAACUCACAGCAACAUUGUAGCUACAGCCGCUGCAGUUAUGACUGUUGUCCCAAACAUUGGAACCAAGGAUGUUUACGUGGCAUUCUUGCCUCUAGCUCAUGUUUUUGAAUUGGCUGCUGAAAUUGUAAUGAUGACUGCUGGUGCUUCAAUUGGUUAUAGUUCUGCAUUGACAUUAACUGACAUAUCCAGUAAAAUCAAGAAGGGAACAAAGGGAGAUGCUUCAGUAUUAAAGCCUACUCUAAUGGCAGCCGUUCCUGCUAUUCUUGAUCGUGUUAAAGAUGGUGUGAUUAAAAGGUUGAGGAAAAGGGAGGUUUUGCCAAAAACCUUUUCAAAAUUGCCUUUAAGCGCCGACUUAAAUCUAUAGAAGGAAGCUGGCUUGGUGCAUGGGGGGUAGAAGCUCUACUUUGGGACCUAGUAAUUUUCAAAAAGAUUCGAUCAUUUCUAGGGGGAGAAAUCCGUUUUAUGCUUUGUGGUGGAGCUCCGUUGUCUGGAGAUUCACAAAGAUUCAUCAACAUCUGCAUGGGAGCUCCCAUUGGCCAAGCUUAUGGUUUGACAGAAACCUUUGCUGGUGCUGCCUUCUCCGAGUCAGAUGACACUUCGGUUGGUCGUGUUGGUCCACCACUUCCUUGUGCCUAUAUAAAGCUGAUUUCUUGGGAAGAAGGUGGUUACAGAAUAAGUGACAAGCCAAUGCCUAGAGGAGAAGUUGUUAUUGGUGGAUUCAGUGUUACUGCUGGUUACUUCAAUAAUGAUGAGAAAAGCAAAGAGGUGUACAAAGUUGAUGAGAGGGGCAUGCGAUGGUUUUAUACUGGCGACAUUGGAAUGUUUCAUCCUGAUGGAUGCCUUGAAAUUAUUGACAGAAAAAAAGAUAUUGUGAAACUUCAACAUGGGGAGUACAUCUCCCUUGGAAAGGUAGAGGCAGCACUCGUGACAAGCAAGUAUGUGGACAACAUAAUGGUGUAUGCAGACCCCUUUCACAGUUAUUGUGUAGCUCUAGUUGUUCCUUCACAUGAGAUCCUUGAGAAAUGGGCGCAUGAAAACGGGAUAGAGUACAUGAACUUUCAUGAGUUGUGUGACAAAGCAGAAGCCAUCACUGGGGUUCAUCAAUCACUAUCACAGGCAGCGAAAGAAGCAAGGUUGGACAAGUUUGAGAUUCCAGCUAAGAUUAAGCUAAUACCAGAGCCUUGGACUCCAGAAUCUGGAUUGGUUACAGCUGCCUUUAAAAUAAAGCGGGAACCCAUCAAGGCCCGCUUUAAAGAUGAGCUCCAUAAAUUGUAUGAAUAAACCAAUUUGGUGUCCUUGUUCUACUCGACUCUACCUAUAAAUUAUGUUGUGUAACAUUUGAGGCAGUUUCUUUGUAGUUAUUUCACCUUGCUCAAUUUUGUGUUACAAAGGUUGAACCUGUAAUGCUUCUGUUUACAGUGUAAGAAUCUCAUUCCCUUGAUGCUAAUAUUCAACAUUGACAAUAAUGCCAAGAAUGAGUGUUAUUGGAUUAAGGUUAUACUUUGCACGAAUGCAGUUAC